AUGAUAGAUGUAAGCAGCGAUCCUCUAUUGAAUGUGUGCGUAAAACGCCGCCAAAAGCACGCUGGGAGUAACAAUGGUAGCGAAGUACAGGAACAAGAGGUAGUUAUAGUCCAUGACUUCAACGAAGUAGCACCCAGGCGACGGUCCGACAGCAGCAUGCCAGCCGAGGAGUGGGAGGAAGCCCACCCCAGCACCGGCAACCCAGCAUACAGAUAUUAUGACUGGAAGUAA
Leptosia nina is the source of this 231-nucleotide messenger RNA. NCBI's taxonomy places the organism in Eukaryota, Metazoa, Arthropoda, Insecta, Lepidoptera, Pieridae. The record is from the annotation of a GenBank genome assembly.